This is a messenger RNA of Raphanus sativus (radish), 1333 nucleotides long. RefSeq names its product putative F-box protein At1g64540. NCBI's taxonomy places the organism in Eukaryota, Viridiplantae, Streptophyta, Magnoliopsida, Brassicales, Brassicaceae. The record is from RefSeq and is a predicted model, not a curated record. Bases 284 to 1255 code for a protein of 323 amino acids. The transcript is spliced from 2 exons.
AGAAGAAGAAAGAAGAUGCUUCUCUGAUUUUGUGGACAAAACAGUUGAUUUGUUACCCCACGUGUCCCAUCAAGAGUUUCUCUUUGAAUGGCCGCCGUUAUAACAAGUCAUGUGUUGAUGGUUGGAUCGGCACUGCGUUGCAACGCAACUUAUCCGUACUACACUUGCGUUGUCCUCAUCGGAUCGAUAGACAUACAGAGUUUUUGUUCCAAAGCAAGACACUGACUAAGCUUACGCUAUAUCCCAUGGAUGUGUUGUUGAUUUUGUUCCUGAGAGGAUUAAGAUGUUUACGAAAGAUGAUGGUCCUGCGAUUUUCCCUGCACUCAAAUCGCUUUUUAUAGGCGACAUUGUGAUUAGUACCACCAAUUAUGUUAACCUCAUCACUAUGUGCCCUGUGCUGGAAGAAUUGUUCAUCCGUAACGACGGAGAUAACCCGCCAAGUUGGAUUAGAUUUUUGGAUAGUUAUUCGUUGAAGCGACUUGUGAUUCAUUACCAUGUUCCUAAAUAUAGAGAGGUUUAUGAAGAUAAAGUUAUGGUCAUUGCAACUAAUCUUACUUACUUCGAAUAUUCUGGUUAUGUCUCCAGAUAUUAUAUUUUGUCGAAGAUGCCCUCGCUUGUGGAAGCUAAACUAGAUCUUCGACUGUGGGAGUCAACCAUCUGUUAUGAUGAUGAUUAUGAGGAUGGAUACCUUUCAGUGAAUGGUUUUAAUGUUAUCUUUGGUAAUACUACCUUUCUCCUUGAUGAUAUAAGCCGCAACGUUAAGACCCUUCACUUGUCUCCUCAUUCUCUUGAGGCUAUUCUUUUCUGUUGUGAGUACAUCCGUGUUUUCGAAAAUCUCCUUACUUUAUCAUUCGAAAGUGACAAGGAUAAAGGCUGGCAUUUUGUUCCUCGUCUGCUCAAGAGGGCCCCUAAUCUACAAACUUUAGUCAUCAAGGGUCUUAUUCAUCGAGUUACAGGUAGAUGUGGAGACGUGUGCCCAUGCCUCUUCCGUACAAAAAAGCACAAUAAUAAGGUGAAGGAGAGUGUGUCAAAAAAGUCUUGUUUACCGACACUUGGAGUGAAGGUGCUAGAGAUCUCUGGUUAUGGAGGAACUCGUAGAGAGAUUCAACAAAUGAGGCAUUUCCUUGGGAACUUGAAAUGUCUUGAACUUGUGAAAAUUGGUGUUGUUCAGCAUGUGGCAGACAAUAAGUACUUGAGAAGGAACCUAUUGUCUCUUCCCAGACUUUCAUCCAAGUGCAACAUCCAGUUCUUCUGAAGAAAAAAAUUGAGAAUCAUCUCUACUCUGUAUGUUGUUAUUUAAUUACUUUAAUAAAUGUUUUGCUAACGAUUUGAA